Insectozyma verbasci is the source of this 1806-nucleotide messenger RNA. The record is from the annotation of a GenBank genome assembly. NCBI's taxonomy places the organism in Eukaryota, Fungi, Ascomycota, Pichiomycetes, Serinales, Debaryomycetaceae.
AUGUUUAGAAGAUGGUGCUCGUAUAAAGUAAACCCUAGGCUUAAAUUAACAAAUGAAGAUAUAAAGAAAUAUUACAUGCUAAUUAAACAAUCAGAAUAUGAAUUGGAAGAAAAUAAACAGAAAUAUAGAAAUGGUUUUGACUCAGUUUAUGCCAAAAAAUCAAAUAAAUUUAAACUAGAAUUACGAAGGAAUUUGAUUAAUAUAAUUAAUGAAAUAGUUAGUGUUAAACUAGAAUUACCUACUCCUGAAGUUGAAUUUGAUAAUGAGUUGAAAUCGGAAUUGAUUUCAGAUAAUGCUAGUCGUGUUCAAUAUUGUCGUUCAAUUAUACAAAAUGUAUACUUUAAUAAAUGUUCACCAACCCAAACUAACCUUUUAAAUUACUUCAAGUAUAAAUAUAAUGGUUCAAAUAAACAAUUUCAUAAUAGUCUAACAUUGGAGGAACGAGAGAGGCUAAAAUUCGAAUUAAUUGAUCAUGUUUCAAAAGGUGAAGAUAUAAUAGGUAACAAAUUUGCAAAAUUUAAAUAUAAUAAUGUCAUUGGUUUGAAUCUACCACCAAAUCAAUAUAAAGUGGAGCGGAAGAUUCCUAAUUUGGACUUGAAAAUUAAUAUAAAUACUGGUAAAUGUGAAGUUAGAGAUAUAGAUGAGUAUUAUAUUUGGAAUUACUACUUGGCUAAAAGAUUAAAUGACAUGAGUUAUGAUGAGUCUUUAUUUUCAGAAAAGAUGAAAAUUAUAGAGAAAGAAUAUAUUGAUUUAGAUAAAGCUCAGUUAUCGAAUGAAGUUUCAAAUGUUAUCGAAAGUGGUCAUUAUUAUUUACAAGGCAAGUUAGAAAGCUUCAAAAUUAUUAAUAAAACUAUCCGAUCUUUGAUUUAUCGACAUCCAAUCAAGUUUGAAUUUAACCGGGAUAGAUAUUCAACUCCAAAAUAUAUUAUAAACUCAACAUCAGGUUACAUACUACCUAUAAUUCAAAAUAUAGAUGAACAAGAUGCUCUAGAUUACUAUAUUGCAAAAUAUAAAAGUAACCUACUUAAUUGGAACAAAUUAAAAAAGAAAGAUAAACAAGCGCUCCUACAAGAAUACAUAGACUUAUUAAAAUCAGGAAAUGAUAUAUAUUUGGGUGAGUUGGUUUCAAUUCAGGACAAAAUUCAUAAUAUAAUAUCAAAUAAACAUUUUAAACUUUCAAAUUCAAUAAGGAAGAAAUACAUAGUGGAAAUUUUUGGACAAGUUUACAUUACAGAACUUUCAACAAGUGCAAUACCUGAAGUAUUACCAAUUCCAUACAUAGUAGAUUCUGAAACAGAUAAAAUAGAGAUAUUAAAACCCUUGAACGAGUGGUAUUACUAUAAUUAUUACAUGGGAAAACAAUUACCAUAUAAAACAAUAGUUGAAAUUGAAAAUGAAUGGGAAAUGAUGAACAAGGAAGAUAGAAAGAAAAUUGGAGACGAGUAUUUAGCAUUAUUGAAAAGUGGUAAGGAUUUGUUGUAUGGGAAAGAAGUGUCAAUAUCUGAGAAGAUCAAAAAUAAUGAAAAAGUCCAGAAAUUACUAAAAUUACGAAUUGUUAAUAAGAAAUCAUUAUUUUUGAAAAGGAAUAAUGAGUAUAGGAAAAUUGCGAAGGAUGGUAUUGUUAAAGUGUUAGGACAUUUAUCUGAAGAUGAUGUUUACAAAUAUUUCAAACAUGUUAAAUUAAAUGAAGAAGGUUUGAGAUUAGAUGAAAUAAACAAGCAAUGGCAAAAGAUCAACAAUAAUGAAAAAAAAGAAUAUAGACAAGCAUAUGAAUUCCUUUUGUCAACGAACAAUGAUGUAAGUUAA